Messenger RNA from Ceratina calcarata, 2517 nucleotides. RefSeq names its product zinc finger protein 341. The coding region runs from base 156 to 2231 and encodes 691 amino acids. Gene Ontology annotation, molecular function: RNA polymerase II cis-regulatory region sequence-specific DNA binding; DNA-binding transcription factor activity, RNA polymerase II-specific. The transcript is spliced from 10 exons. Lineage: Eukaryota; Metazoa; Arthropoda; Insecta; Hymenoptera; Apidae. The record is from RefSeq and is a predicted model, not a curated record. Gene Ontology annotation, biological process: regulation of DNA-templated transcription.
CAUUCGCUGGCCUGGUCAGCAACAACGCUGGCAGGGCGUAGAAAUUCUCGGUAUGUUUUCAACUUGGAAUUUAUUCAUUUUCUUCAUAUUAAAUGAUCCAUGAAGGCUUGAUCAUUGACUUCGCUUAAAAUGAAGAGUUAAUAUUAUUGCAAAACAUGGCGCAAUCUAUUUUCGACGCUUUAACAGGCGUGUCCUUGGACAGUCCUGUGCAAUCGUUAUUAGAGUCCCAGACUUUAAUAACCGAAGUUGAAGAGUCAGCUAUUGACCAAGAUGAUGAAGACAUAUUCCAGUGUGGAAAGUGUAAAAGCCAAUUUACAUCAUUACACAUGUUUAUGUUACACAAAAGGACACACCAGAAAACGCAAGAGCAAACAGUAGAUUUGAGUCAGUUUUUGGUGAACGAUGCAAAUCAAGCAGUUCACGCAGAUGACAAUAGUCAAGAUGUAUCUCAAUAUGAUCCACAAGAAACAUUUGUUGAAAAUGAUCAGCUCAGUGAACCAAUUAUACUCGAAGAGUCAGACAUGCUAUUUAGCAUGGAUCAAGAAGGUGCUAAUUAUUUUGCAACAGAUUCCACAUUUAGUGUUCCAAUUAUAUUAAGUUCAGAAGGGUUGGAUACUUUUACAAGCUCUCCUAUUCCAGAGGAUAAUGAAUCCAUGAAAGAUGAUUCAAACGAAGUACCUCAAAUUCUCCAAAGUGAUAUUUCUCCAGAGCAAAAUAUUAUCGAUACAAGUAAAGUUGAUAUACCGAUAACUGAAGAUCAAAUCGCAACUGAAACUACUACCUAUCAAACUCAAAAUUUAAAGUAUAAGUGUGGUUAUUGUAAUAAACAAUUCUCAAAGAAAUUUUAUUGGCAGCAACACGAACGUUCACAUACAGGGGAAAAACCAUAUCAAUGUGUUGUGUGCGGGCGCGCUUUCGCACAAAAGUCAAAUGUUAAAAAGCAUAUGUCGUCACAUAAAGUGUGGCCAGGCACGGCUAUACACUCGCUGCCUCCCGAGGCACCAGCAGACGGAAGCAUAGAUCGUACCUAUCAUUGUCAGUUUUGCAAAGAAAUAUUUGACUCUUACAAAGCUCUAAAGGGCCAUCUUAUAGUCUCUCAUUUAGCAUUGAAAGUGUACAAAUGCGUGCAAAAUAGCUGUAGCAUGAUGUUCGCCGAGCUCGAGGAUUUCUUGGAACACACUCGCAGCCACAAGAGAUCGGAAUAUCGUUGCCACGUGUGCGGUGAAGUAUUCAAUACUCUAUCCGAUCUGGGGCUUCAUCAAUACGCUCAUUCCGUCCAAAAACAGAAAACAACAGAGAAAUAUUACUGUUGCUCCGUUUGUAAAUCCUCCUUCUCAAACUUGGAGGCUUUACAACAUCACACAGAAACGACGACGCACGACUAUGCUUGUCAUCAUUGCGGAAAGAGUUUCUUGAUCGAACGAUUCUUGCGACGUCACUUGAAGACACACGCCUCGCCCGCACGAUUUGCCUGUGAAGACUGCGGGAAGGCCUUUAAAACUGAGCAAUAUUUAGCCAAUCAUAAGUUAAUACAUAGCGAGGAAACGCCGUUCCUAUGCCCACACUGUCCGGCUAGAUUCAAACGAAAAGAUCGCUUGGGUCGUCAUAUGUUGAUUCACGAUUUAACGAAGAGAUUAAAGUGCCCCUUCAGAAGUUAUUUAGGAUGUAUGAGCGAGUUCUCACGACCUGAUAAAUUAAAGCGUCACCUACUGACGCACAGCAAUAUAAAAAGAUUUAGUUGUAGCCACUGUAAUCGUAAUUUCCAUCGGGCGCAAGCUCUUAAGUAUCACGAAAUGAAUAAACAUAGUUUAAAAUGCGAGAUUUGUUCACACGCAUUCAAAACUAAGGAACAAUUGCUAACUCAUAAUUGCGACCAGUCGAACGAGACUAAAAAACACAUGAGUUCACAGUUACCUAAGAAAGCAUCUGGAUCAUUCAAGCCAAGGAAACCUACUCCAAAGAGACAAACAUCAUCAAAGACUGCAAUUGGACUUGCUGAUAAGGAGAAGCUAGAGAAAUUUAAGGCUGAAGAAGUACAAAGAAAAAUCACCUCCGAAAUGUUAAGGUCCGACGAUUACAAAGAUGAAACCGAUACCAAAAAACUAGAAAAUAUUUCCGUAUCAAAGGAAAUCGGUUCGACGAUCGAAGCUCUCAUGAAACCUGACAAUGCAACGGACAAUGAAAUCAAACGCAACAUUAAUACAUAUGCGGUACAACAGACAGGCGAAUAGAGUUUUUAAAUAUAUUUUUUAAUUGUAUUUAAAUUCUAAUAUAUAGUCUAGAAUAUAGAUAAGUUGUUAUACUACGUGCAAUGGGAUCAUUGGCAAACUGCAAGUUGCAUUUUAUAAUAGUAUAUAAUAAUAUUUUGUAGUUUACAUAUCUGUGAUAAUUGUAUUAUAAAAUAUAUUAAUAUAAGUAACUUAUAUCUAUCUAUCUCAAGUAUUUUUAAUGUCGCCUUCCUUAGGCCGGCCGUUUGGAAUUUAUGAAUGUAUUAAAGAAAAUGAUGCUUGUCUCAAA